Messenger RNA from Phoenix dactylifera (date palm), 2385 nucleotides. Lineage: Eukaryota; Viridiplantae; Streptophyta; Magnoliopsida; Arecales; Arecaceae. The record is from RefSeq and is a predicted model, not a curated record.
AUGCCGCCCCGCCGUGCUCGUGUACCACCUCGUCGUCUGAUUGAGACGAUGGGAGAUGAUCCGGCGACUCCUCGCCCAGCUGAGCGAGUUCAGGAAGAGGAGAUUGCUCCGACAGUUUUAGACCGACCAGAACAGGAUCAGGCGGGAGGAUCGACCUCAGUAUUGGAACUGGUCAGGGAGGUGAUUGGGCUGGUCAGACAGCAGAGGGACCCACAGCCACAGCAUCCCUCUGCUAGCUCGUCGGAUCAGGGGAGGAGCAUUGCAGAAUUCCGGAAGUUGGCUCCUCCGGCCUUCAAGGGAACCACAGAUCCCCAGGAGGCCGAACACUGGCUUGACGAGAUGGAGAAGGCCUUCAGAGCCAUGGGAUGCACCGAGGAUGAGAGAGUCAGAUAUGCUACUUAUAUGCUCCAGGACCGGGCACACCACUGGUGGGAGUCAGUGGAGCGGACCAUGAUACAGGAUAUCGGGACUGUGACUUGGGCUGGAUUUCGGACGGCUUUUUAUUCCAAAUAUCUUCCGUCCAGCCGUGUCAGAGAGUUGGAGAGAGAGUUCCUGAGUCUCUCUCAGGGGAGUAUGUCAGUUGAGGAUUACGAGGCAGAGUUCGAUAGACUGUCUCGUUUUGCGCCCUCCCUCGUCCAGGACCCCGUAGCAAGGAUGAGUAGAUUUGAGGAGGGAUUGAGACCCCACCUGCGUCGAGGCUUGGCUGCUGUCCAUUGGACCGACUAUGAUGAUCUUGUAGACAAAGCGAAGAAUAUGGAGAUUAUCUGGAAAGAGACGCAGGAAGCACAUAAAGGGAAGCUGAAGAGGGCCAGAGAUUCUGAUUCGGAUAAUGAGCGGCAUGUACGCCGACCCGUGCAGAUCCGUCACGGAGCAGGACAGCGAGCUCCACCUGGGAGGACUGCACCAGAGCACCGGGAGAUAUCAGGAACCUGUUAUUUUUGCAGUCAGAUUGGACACAAGGCCAUUGAUUGUCCCCGGAGACUGCCCAGGGUUGGAGCAUGUUACAGAUGUGGCCAACAGGGCCACAAGAUGGCUCAGUGUCCUCAGACCCAGUCUAGGACUAUUGUCUGUUAUGGGUGUGGUCAGCCAGGCCACAGGAUUUCUAGUUGUCCCCGGGCCGGAUUUGUGCAGAGGCCACCGAGCGCUAGGGCUCCUCAGCGGCAGAUUCCCCCUGAUCCAGCACAGAUUUCUCAGCCAGCCGCUCCCAGACAGCAGACAGGAGGAGGGUCUCGCACCCAGGGACGGGUAUAUGCACUGACACAGCAGGAUGCUCAGGCAUCCAACACGGCAGUGACAGGUACCUUAUUAGUAUAUUCUACUUAUGCAUAUGCACUAUUCGACUCAGGGGCCACACACUCUUUUAUUUCAUCUACAUAUGUGCAUAAGCAUGAUAUAUUUUGCUCACCCUUGGAGAAGGAAUUAUGUGUGAGUACCCCAGCUGGGGGUAAGAUGAUCACCUCACUGAUAUGCAAGUCAUGCCCAGUAAUUGUAGAGGGUAGAGACUUGAAAGCUGACCUUAUUGUCAUGGACUUACAUGAAUUUGAUUUAAUUCUGGGUAUGGAUUGGUUAGCUAUAUAUCACGCUACCAUUGACUGCUUCUCGAAGCGGGUGACUUUCCGAAUCCCUGACAUUGAAGAGUUUUAUUUUGUGGGUGAUGGAGGGUGUGUCUCCCCUCAGAUAGUGGCAGCCUUACAGGGUAUUCGGUCUCUCAGGAAGGGGUGCUCUGUGUAUAUGGCAGCUGUCAUGGAUUCUGAGCAGUCGGAACAGAAAAUUGAAAACAUACCCGUGGUCAGGGAAUACCCUGAUGUUUUUCCUGAUGAGCUUCCUGGUUUACCACCAGUUAGAGAGGUGGAAUUUGCCAUUGAUCUAAACCCUGGUACGGCACCCAUAUCUAGACCUCCUUACAGAAUGGCCCCGGCUGAACUAAAAGAACUGAAGGAACAGUUGCAGGAGCUAUUGGAUCUGGGUUUCAUUCGACCCAGUGUCUCUCCUUGGGGUGCACCAGUGUUAUUUGUGAGGAAGAAGGACGGCAGUAUGAGGCUAUGCAUUGAUUUUCAGGAAAUUAACAAAGUGACUAUCAAGAACAGGUACCUCCUACCCCGGAUUGAUGACUUGUUUGAUCAGCUUCAGGGUGCCCAGGUGUUUUCAAAGAUUGAUCUGCGAUCUGGAUAUCAUCAGUUGAGGAUAAAGGAGUCUGAUAUAGCCAAGACUGCCUUCCGCACCAGAUAUGGCCAUUAUGAGUAUCUGGUGAUGCCUUUCGGGUUGACAAAUGCUCCAGCUGCAUUUAUGGAUCUGAUGAACAGGACAGAAUCAAUUGUAUGGGAAACUGAAGAAAUGUCAGUUCUGGCUGGAUCAGGUGAUGUUCUUGGGACAUGUGGUAUCUAA